GACGACCACCCGAAACGACAGAAAGUGCUGGAGAGGAAUCGCAUGGCGGCCAGUAAGUGCCGCAAGAAGAAAAAGGAGUGGGUUUCGGAAUUACAAGAGACGAAGACGGGGCUCGAGAACCAGCACUUGCAGCUUCAGCGGGAGUACAACGGGCUGCUGGACGAGGUCAGCCGCAUGAAGAACGAGCUCAUCUCCCACGCGCACUGUAACGAUCCCAACAUCGACCAGUGGCUGGAUAACGAGGCGAAGCGGUUCGUCCAGAAG
Molecule: messenger RNA, 264 nt
Organism: Sodiomyces alkalinus F11
Lineage: Eukaryota; Fungi; Ascomycota; Sordariomycetes; Glomerellales; Plectosphaerellaceae
Exons: 1
Biological process (GO): regulation of transcription by RNA polymerase II
Molecular function (GO): DNA-binding transcription factor activity, RNA polymerase II-specific; RNA polymerase II cis-regulatory region sequence-specific DNA binding
Source: RefSeq, a predicted model, not a curated record